AUGUUAAUGAGGUUAGAGUGGCGUCACCAAAGUAGCACGGCAGAGCCCAAAUCCUCGGGUACAACGGUCGGGGCUACAAGUGACACUUCCCGAAUACCCUGGGACCGGACCGAUGUCCGUUUCUCUGUGUACUACAAUCUGCAAGACGAUAAAAACAGACGGUUCACCGAGGCAAAGGCGGAUGAUGGACUCAAGGGCUUACUAUAUCGAACUUACAACGAUCCUGAGGUUUUGCAAGACAGGAAUGUGGGCGCGACGAGCAUGAGAGCAUUAAACAAGCCCGUUGUGCAUAACCUUGGGGAUGAUGGGCUCUCGGAUAACCAAAUCGCAGUUAUUGCCAUUGAUUCGCUCGUCACUAGUAAGGUAGGAAAUUGGGCGCGCAAGGACAUGCGGUUGGGGACUCCAAUGACCGCACUUUGUAAGGUCAAAAUCCCACCUCAGAACUCGAAACGAAUGAUGGGGCGUCUUGAACUCCGUGACAUGCAGUAG
Aspergillus costaricaensis CBS 115574 is the source of this 489-nucleotide messenger RNA. RefSeq lists its product as uncharacterized. Lineage: Eukaryota; Fungi; Ascomycota; Eurotiomycetes; Eurotiales; Aspergillaceae. Bases 1 to 489 code for a protein of 162 amino acids. The record is from RefSeq and is a predicted model, not a curated record. The transcript has 3 exons.